Dendrobium catenatum is the source of this 1163-nucleotide messenger RNA. Its product is annotated as scopoletin glucosyltransferase. Lineage: Eukaryota; Viridiplantae; Streptophyta; Magnoliopsida; Asparagales; Orchidaceae. Bases 126 to 1163 code for a protein of 345 amino acids. The transcript has 2 exons. The record is from RefSeq and is a predicted model, not a curated record.
CGUAGGCCCUUCUCAUGGCCAUCAUUUAAACCACGACUUAAACCCAUCUCCCUAAUUUUCUCAUUAACAAACCAGAUCCCCUCUACAAAGCCGCGCAGGCUGCUUCUACAUACAAAACAUAAAAAAUGGCCGCCGCCGCCGCCGCCGCAAAGGAAGAUCACGUCAUUAUGUUUCCCUUCUUAUCCAAAGGUCACACGAUCCCCCUCCUCCACCUCGCUGCCGCCCUUUCAUCCCGCAACAUCCUCACCACCCUCAUCACUACUCCGGCGAACCUCCCCUUCUGCCGCGACUACCUUUCCUCCAAGGCCCCCGCCGUCACCGUCGAUCUCUUCGCAAUCCCUUUUCCUUGCCACCCCGACCUCCCCGCCGGCGUCGAGUCCACCGACUCCCUCCCCACCUUCUCCCUUCUACCCACCUUUAUCAAAGCCACCAACUCUCUCCACGACCCCUUCCUACGCAUCCUCCGCCGCCUCCUCCUCUCCCCCACCCCUCCCCUCUGCCUCAUCUCCGACUACUUCCUCGGCUGGACUCUGCGCAUAUCCUCCCGCUUCGGCCUUCCCCGCCUCGUCUUCCACGGCUCCUCCACCUUCUCCAUUUCCCUCAUCAAGUCUCUUUGGCCCAAUAUUCCAACCGUUUCUACCGACGACGAUACCUUCCCGAUUGUCGGAGCACCACCGACUCUCCGCCUCACCAUGACCGAUGUGCCAGAAUUCGUGCGUCAAGUAGUCAACCCCCUUGACCCGUUGACUCAGUCCAUGAAGUCGAACGAAGAAAUGGACGUCGGGAGUUGGGGGGUAAUAGUCAACAGCUUUGCCGAGCUGGAGCCGUCGGCGUACGUUAAACUACUGGAAUCGUUCUACGAACCGGUGGCCGGAGGACGAGCGUGGCUCGUCGGUCCGCUAAACCUUCUAACCGGAACCAAACCGGUUGACUCAGACUGCAUUCGGUGGCUCGACCGGCAGCCGGUUGGCUCGGUCGUCUACGUGGCGUUUGGGACGCAAGCGGAUGUUUCGGAUGAGCAGCUGGAUGAAUUGGCCCACGGGUUGAUGCAGGGCGCGGGUCCGAUUCCUAAUGGGUUGUGCGCUCCCAGAGUUGGGUGGCAACCCAACGUGCGGAGGAUUUGGGGAGGGAUAGAGAGAGCAUGGGAUCCCACAAAAGGAUAG